AUGGAGUCAGAACAUCAUCCUAAGUUAAAUCCAGUGAGAGUGUUUCAAGCACUUCAUGGAAAUUCUGUGGAAAAUGAAGAAAAUCAUACAAGUCUAUCUGAAUACCAUGACUAUGAGCCAAGAUUGGAAUUUGAUGACUCUGAAUUGAUUCAAACAGCAGGUCUUGCUCCUUUACCCCCAGAGCUUUUAGACAUACCUGAAGAAUUUCUUGAGCAUUCUGCUAGUGAUGGAACUAUUGAAGAGAAUUUUGAAGAGGAAUUGGCUCGGGCGCCGGAAGUUUAUGCAGAGAUAUCUGGAUCAUCCCUGGAAGACGAUAACUUCGCAGAUUUGAACGGAACUAGAUUAAUCGAAGUAGUCGGCGAUGACGAGAUGGGACGACGUAUCAUAGUCGUAUCCGCCUGUAGGCUUCCACCCAGCAAAGAUUUGCAUCCUGACAAACUGUUAAGCUAUUUUAUGUUUACUCUGGAUAAAUAUGUGGAGCAAGAUUAUAGCGUUGUAUAUUUUCACUGUGGACUGACUAGUAAGAACAAACCGCCUAUAUCAUGGUUAUGGAAGGCGUACAAGGCAUUCGACAGAAAAUACAAGAAAAACCUGAAGGCGUUGUACCUGGUGCACCCGACUAAUUUCAUAAGGAUCGUGUGGCAGAUGCUUAGACCGGCAAUCAGUGUUAAGUUCGGAAGGAAGAUGAUGUAUGUGAACUAUUUGUAUGAACUAAAACAACAUUUGAAUCUGGAUAAGCUGUGCAUACCGAGGGCAGUGCUUGAAUAUGAUGCUUUGCUGUUAUCCAAGAACCCUCGAGCUGCAGAAAUGGCUAAAAUAAGUAAUGAACAUCCGGAGAAGCCACUAGACGAAGGUGACACGAAAUCGGGGCCAAUAAAAAGUCUGUCUCCUCCCCCGACACAACAGUUUGGCGUUUCCCUCCAAUUCAUCAAAGAGAAUAACGCUAAUAUGGUGGAAUCCAUACCGCCUGUAGUCAAGCAGUGCGUCGAGUUCUUAUCGCAACCAGACGCCCUAGAGACCGAGGGAAUAUUCCGUAGGUCGGCGAACAUAUCAGUUAUAAAAGAGCUGAUGAGGGCAUGUAACAGAGGAGAACCGAUCUCGUUCAAUAACGAUCCGCACGUUGCCGCAGUCCUACUCAAAACAUUCCUGCGAGACCUCGAGGAACCCCUCAUGACAUUUGAGUUAUAUGACGAAAUACUCAAGUUCCAGACUUGGUCUCACAGAGAUAAACCGAGGCAAGUCAAAAUAUUAAUCCUAGAAGGUUUACCAUUGGACAACUAUAAACUACUAAAAUUUAUUAUCAACUUCUUAUGGAAGGUUCAGGACAGAAGUUGCCUUAACAAAAUGACCAGUAGCAACUUAGCAGUGGUUUUCGGUCCGAACUUAGCUUGGCCGCCGAAGGGGCAAAUGUCACUACAAGCCAUUGCACCAAUCAACGCGUUCACAGAUUUCCUACUUGAGAACCAGGAGUCCAUAUUCAUCAUCUGA
Messenger RNA from Diatraea saccharalis (sugarcane borer), 1488 nucleotides. NCBI's taxonomy places the organism in Eukaryota, Metazoa, Arthropoda, Insecta, Lepidoptera, Crambidae. The record is from the annotation of a GenBank genome assembly.